AGUGGGUACCACUAUCUCUCUCUCAUAAAAACACACGUCUGUGGCCAGGAGUGUAUUGGAGGGGUGAGUAUAUAUGUGUAGACAUGCAUGGAACCAAACUAGGCAGCCCUUACAUCCCACAUGUCCAAGUUUCUCAAACACGUACCCACCCUACACUUCCAAGUGUCACUUUCUCCUCUCAUGUUUUGCCCACCUCUAAUUGGACACUCCUCCUCCUACACUAACCCCCCCUUCCCCUUCUUAUUCCUUCACUUCUUUCUUCUCAAACCCAUUCACAUUCACAUCAACAUCCAAACCCUCACACAGCAACAUGAUUCAAGCCUUGAAUCCUCCUUGCACGGCUAAAACUGCUGAAAUCAUGUCAAGAUACAGACCCAUCGCUCCUAAACCAGAACCCCCUACUACUACCACCACCACCACCACUGCUAUUACAUCUUCUUUCCCAGAAUCCUCAUCUCACUCUCCCUUCCCUCAGAAUAUCAGGCAAUCCCCUUAUCUUAUGAACGUCUGGCCUCACUUGCAGGCUAGACCCACCAGAACCAGAAAGAGGGGACGAACUGCACUUGCCCCUCCUCUCAUGACUAAAAGGCCAAGACCACAUCUCAUUAGUCUCCCUCCUUCUUUCCCUCUACAAUCUGCCCCCUUUCCUCCUCCUCCUCCGCACCACUUCACCACUACUAUCCCUGGACUCAUUGGUCUCCAUGAUAUUAACUCCUCUUCAACCAACUUGGUCACGCUCCCUCUCCUACCCUCAAUACCCAUUCUACCAGCUUCUUCAAGGGAAUCGGGGAUAGAUUUAAACAGAGAGGCCACCGAAAUACCUGAAGAAAAGGACUUCCUUCAACAGCUUCAAGGGAAUAUCAACAACCCUACUACUGUCUUCACACCCCAGCCUGUUCGACCUGUUUGUUCAAGCAUAACUGUUGGAUCUAUUAGCUGCCCGGACCUUGGCCUCAGCUUAUCUCCUUAUGCUCAGAUUCCCAUGAGGAUGAAGAAGAAGAAGGAAAUUGAGGGAGAUGUGGAGUCUGAAGCACUACCGGCUGUGGUCUCGGACUCAAACAACAAGGUCAGGCUUGCCAAUUCCGCAUAUAAGGAGAUGGUGGGUCAGCCAGAGUGUUCGUGGCUCGAUUCCUGCGCAUGCAAGAGGAUUUGCGGAGAGGUGAUGCUUCAUUUCUCUGGAUCUAUUUCUCUACCUCUUUCCUCUAACGGAUUCUCUUGUUGGGUGACAAUAGAAUGGGGGAGAAGGAAUGGUGAGACCACUUCGGUGAAUGCCUUCUGUGAUGUCAUCAAGUUGUCUUGCGAGUCUAGGGAAUAUCAAUAUGCAUGGAGGUUUCACACCGGAUCAAAGGCAUCUGAAUCCAAUUCUAAAGUUUCAAGUACCUAAAUAUAUAUUUAUAUGAACAUCUAUACAUUAUAAUAAUAGUUAUAGAAAUAUGUAUGCUACUGCUUACUUCUUUUGAAUCAUCAGUAACUGCAUAUACUGAUCAAUAUAUAUUGAUGUAUACA
Molecule: messenger RNA, 1506 nt
Organism: Impatiens glandulifera
Lineage: Eukaryota; Viridiplantae; Streptophyta; Magnoliopsida; Ericales; Balsaminaceae
Exons: 1
Coding region: 311-1384 (357 amino acids)
Source: RefSeq, a predicted model, not a curated record